Mya arenaria is the source of this 12301-nucleotide messenger RNA. RefSeq lists its product as uncharacterized. The record is from RefSeq and is a predicted model, not a curated record. Gene Ontology annotation, biological process: protein phosphorylation. The transcript has 15 exons. Lineage: Eukaryota; Metazoa; Mollusca; Bivalvia; Myida; Myidae. The coding region runs from base 260 to 5140 and encodes 1626 amino acids. Gene Ontology annotation, molecular function: protein kinase activity.
UUGAUCCUUGAGCCUGUACAUAUAUGAUAGUUUUACAUUAAGCAUUUUGUGAAAGCGAAAGUGAGAUGAACGGAUUGUAACUGAUCACAUUGCACCGAUGAACAAGGAAUUAGAGUUAUAGUGAUAUAAACACCUCUUGGAUAAAUUGCCACAUUAAGACAUUAUAAGGAAAAUGUGUUUGCAGGUUGAUACCGUUUAUAACAACGGUUAGCAGUAACGAUGGAUGAGAACCUCCGGAAGCAUUCAACUGUGAAUCACCAUGGAUGAGCGCCUAGCAUUCAACGGAAAAGCUGGGAAGCUCGACGGACGUGUAUUUUCAAAGCUGAAAUUACUAUGCCGGCCUGUUAAAGCCAGACAAGACAACGCACAACAAGGCAAUGAAACAACGCUUGUUUCACAAGAUGAUGUCCCGUUCUACAACACACGUCUUGUUUUACGCACGGUUGAAAAACUUUGGACGGGGGAUCUAUCUGAGGAAGAAAUAGAGAAGAACCUGGAAGAGAUAAUUCUACAUUACGCAAUUGUUCCCCAAGUGGCCUACUACAGAAAUAAACAGACUGUUAGCUUCGUUGCACCAUACUUCGGAGGGGGGACCUUAGAUGAAGUAAUACAGAAAGAAAGAGAUAAAACGACAGAGAUCGAAACGGAAAUACCAUCUGACAGGAAACCGGAAAUAGCACUUGAAAGACCGCAAACAUUAGAAUGGAAGGAUAAGUUACGAAUACUUUACCAAAUAUGCCGGGCCAUUGAAUAUCUUCAUCAGCCACCAAAAUGUGAAAGAAAACCUGUAUCCCAUGGCAACAUUUGCAUGCAAAACGUUCUAUUGGAUAAGCAGAAGAACGCCCGAUUGUUAUUUCUUACACCAAAAUCGGUCGAAGGAGGAGUUGGGGAGGAGCAGUUUCAAGAGGACAAAAACAAAGAUGUGCACGCCUUCAAAGAAAUAACUCACGACGUCCUUAAGCAAAGCAGGAAGAAAACAGAUGUUCUUGCACGUAUACAAAGGGCUGUUACGAUGACAGAUAUAAAAAAAGAAUUGAAGUCGGGUCUCAGAGUAGAGGGUACCAACUGGUGGACCCCAUCGCAAGACGAUGGAAAACAGAAAAGCAAGUGUGAGAUUUGCUGCGUAAAUAAGCCCGAGAAGACUUUCAAAAAGCUUACACAUGAUCGAUUAUGUGGUUCCAAAAUACAGAUGUGCGUUGGAUGUUUGUGGAACUGGCAAUAUAAUCCCGUCAAAUGCCACACGUGUGAUCAAGACAAAAUUCGGUCCCCAGUCGGUGAUUGCUGGGGUGCCAUUAUCAUAGCGGGCACAGAUGAGAAGCAGGAAAUUACAAAACGUUUUGAAGACGAUAUAGAAAAGCUGAAAGAUAGAGUAAUUACAAAGGCGACUUUGAUGGGUGUAAGGAACAAUGUUGUCACAGUAAAGAAAUCUAAUACAACGUAUGGUGAACAAUUAGAGAAGGCGUUCAACAAUGUUGAUACUCCAGAGAUCACCACCAUUGUACUAGUUUAUUCGGGUCAUCAUGGGGAUGGAAAAUUUCAACUAGAUACUUACCCGUUGAAAGAUAGUGAACUUGAAAUGAAAAUCAAUGGUCUUAAACAUGUGACGAAAGUAAUUGUAUUUCUUGAUUGCUGCUACCCAAAGAAGUUUAAUCUGGGUGACAAAGCGGUAUUGCAGAUCAAUGCCGUAACAAGCCAACAAAAAGCUAUAUGUGGACAAGCAGGUAGCCAGUUCGUAAAUGACAUUGUCGAUGUAUUGACAAAGCCCUGGGAAUGUAACUGUUGCAAAAAUAGACCUUUAAUAAGAGAUUAUGACAUACACAGGCAUUUCAACAAUCACCUCAACUGUUUGCCGACAGAAACAUCACAACAUUCAUACACACAAGGGGACAUUGACCACAUUCUAACGUUUAGAACAGUUGACCCUGGAUGGCAGAAAGCGUUGGAUGAAUCAUUAGAAAGCAGCCCAUUCCAAAAAUUGAGAAAUAAGCUAUUUGAACUGUACAAAGAAAAUGCAAGCACAUUAAGAGUUCGUAUUGACAUUGAUGAUGCACUUGAAAAAGUAUAUGAAGAGCCUAAACUUACUUUAAAGGAAAAUGGAAAAGAAGAAAGGCCUAUAGAUUUAAAUAACAUUUUUCGAAGCAAAGAGGGCACGAUGGCUAAAACGAUAUUUGUUGAAGGAGAGCCUGGCUCUGGAAAGUCCUCGCUAUGUAAGAAGAUCGUUCAUGAUUGGUGUGAAACAAAACAGGAACCGGAGGGGCAGUCAACGGAUAAAUGGUGUGAAAUGUUAAGUCAGUUUGAAUUCGUAUUUUACGUAAUUCUCCGAGAGGCAAAGGAUGAAUGCAACAUCUCGAAUAUGAUAUUGAAAUAUAUUAUUGCCAGGAACAGAUUAGAACAAGAAAGCGAAAGAAUAUUGCUUAAAGACAUUUUGGAAACCAACACCUGUCUGCUAUUGCUUGAUGGCCUAGACGAAUGGCAGCAUCCUGAAAAGUGCACUCUGAGUGAGAAAACUCCCCAUGUUGAUACAAGUUGGAAGAAAUGUACCAUAUUCACCACAACUAGGCCGUACAAAUUGGCUGAGCUAAAAAUAGACUGCUCUAAGAUUGGAAAUCACGUGAUGUUGAAGGGAGUUACCUACCCUGACAAACUAGUUGAAAAACUAGUUUCUAGAUUAAAUACCAUUCACGGCACAACAAAAUUAAAGGAUCAAUGCACCAAGGACAUCAAAGAAAAACGUAUGUGGCAUUUCAGUAAAUGUCCAAUCGUGUUAGCUCACAUCGUUUGGCUUUGGUACAAGGGAAAGCUUUCGGAAGAUAUGAAACGUUCUGAUCUUUACAGAACCUUGCUGAAGGAACGAUGGUUUGAAUCAUGUGAGAAGAACAAAUCAUGUACUGAAUCCAAAUACAGCGACAUGAUAAAUGCUCUGAGCCAAAUAGCAUUUGAACAGUUAUUUGCUAAAGAUGAAGAUAGUACAAUUGUGUUUGAAAUAGAUCAGGAGGAGAAUACGAUCUUCAAAAAUCAAAAAGGUGCAUCGUUAGAUUCUGGCAUCAUUUCCUGCACCAAUAUUCCUGGUGAAUUUUGUCCGAAAUACCACUUUUUGCACAAAUCGUUUCAAGAGUACCUAGCGGCGCUGUAUUUAUCAAAAGACAUUUCAACGUCGAUCUUGCAUAUCAAAAGAACAUACCAAAUUCACAGAAGUGAAAGCGGAACUAGCUUGUCCGAAGUUUUAAUUUUCCUUUGCGGUUUGAAUUCCAAAGCUGCCGAAGAACUUUCGAGAAUAAUGAAUGAGCUGUUUACUGAAUUUUGCGAAAGAGAUAAUGAUAAUGGUUAUGAACUAGAAGAGUUUCAGAAAAAGAUCAUUCAAGGUCAAAUAGAGCUAAACAGGAGAGAAAGCUCCGGGGUGAAAUUAAGUCUACAUCACAUGUAUCUUACAGAUGUACCCAAACCAAACAGAGACGAAAAUCCCGUCAUUGAAGAAUAUAUAAAGACAAACCAAUCAUGCAUAGUAUCAUUGUAUAUAAUGCAUAACCCCGACCUUGCAUUGUCUUUAGCGAAGAGUAAUGACAACCAAGUUCUUGAUUUAGAGAAUUGGAGGGGUCUGAAGUACGUCAAAUUAGACUUACACGAUUUCAAAGAUGUCGCUGGUUUGAAUGUGAGUAAUUUAGUAAAUUGCAAAAUACAAUUCAGUUCUCCCCAGCAAGCUCCGAACCUCGCAUCUUCAUUCUACAACUCUGAUAUGAAAACAAUGAAAUCACUUCAAGUGUCGAACUGUACAAACUUGAACUGGCUACAUAAAGAUCUGGAACCAAAAGGAAUCCUUAAAGUAGUGAAGGGAAAGGUUUUGAAAUGGCUACAUCGACAAGAAACUCUUAAUUUACGACGUAUUGAAAACCUUGAACACCUUACCGAACUUGGAUUGAAUGGACUGUCGUACUCAGAUGUGGUGAAUCUACCAGUGUCGAGACUACGCACACUUAGAGUAAGAUUCAUUAAGCUACAGCGAGCACCACAGCUGAUAUCAACGUUAUUACCACAGGGAAUAUGCAAGAAUGAGCGGGAAGGUCUUUUCUCUCACCUGAAGUACGUAUACUUGGAACGUAUCCGCAUGUCAGAGGAACAGUUCAGACGACUAUCGCAGUCUUUCAUAAAAGCGGGAGGUACGUUAUUGUGGUUGAAGCGCUGUUCCAUAGAACCGGAAUAUGAUGUACCGCAGCUUCAGAAUGAAUGCGAGCAGCAGGUAGUAUCAUCUGAGUGUACAACAUACAUUGAGCUUUGGAUUGUUACCAUCACAGUAGAGGGGUUUAUUCGGCUUAUUGACUACGUGACCAGAUGCGGUCAUUCCGUGGACUGUGACUUGGACUCAAAAACCCUGGAAUCAAACUCUGCUGUUGAACAACCAUCCUUACCGAUGUUGGUUGCACAGCCUAUCUCAGCUGAUUAUACCACGAAGUUGAGACUAUAUCGGAUUAAGAUGUCAACAGAACAAAUUUGUCAAAUCGUCGGUAGGAUUAAUCAACUCGACCAUUCAGUAAAAUUAACAUUGGAGAGGUGUACCGUAAAAUCAGACGAGUACAAUCCGCUGAGGCAUCAGAUGGUGCCUCCUCCAAACACGUCACUAAACUAUACCAAACAUAUUUCGAUCGAAAGCAUGAAGAUAUCGGAAACAUUGUGUUUGUAUGUUGCUUCCAGUGCAAUUUAUUAUGGAUACACGUGUGAGAUAUCAGAUUGUAAUAUACUGCCCAGUGAAGUGCCGCAUGCAGACAACCUUUACUUUCCUCAGAUGGCUGCCAUCCACUCACCUGCUCAUACAGCAAAACUCACCUUUUAUGUCGCAUCAAUACCACAACACGUCGUUGAGCGUCUCGCUCGUCAAGCGGCAGUAUCUGGACAUUUGGUUGAGUGUGUGUUAGACAUGUGUGAAGUAGGGCCUCCCCAUGAUGUCAGGUCAUUGAAGAAAAAGAUGGAGGAAGACGCUGCCAUUCAGAUCGAGGAAUGCAACGACGAGCUUCGAGUUGGUUGGUUUCCAGACAUUUUCAAUCAUGGCCAAAUAUGGAACAUUCGUUUUAAAACAACCGCAAAGAAGUCUGCACUCGCAGAGUCCACUGCAGAGAAGCCCGAAGUUACGGAAUGUACACGCAUGUAGGACGUCGGAAUGUUUGACAACGGGAGAUUACCACGGAGAGUUCAUUCAUGCUAAGUGUUAUUAGAACGUUUUACACAAUUUGUGCCUGCAUGGCGACUUAGAGUUCAAUAAGGCAAAGUGUCACAAGCACAAUUGCCAUUUUGGAGAUUUAGAGUUUAAUAUGGCAAAGUGUAACAAAAGAAUCAGCACAAUUGGUGCCUGCAAUGGGGAUACUAGAGUACACUCAUGCAAAGUGUAAGAAAAACAAUGUACACAAUUUGUGAAACUGAACGUAUUUGAAAUUUCUUUUGUAGAUGCUUUAAUUGCAUAUUCAUUUUAGCAUACAUUUCUGUAAAUACUCUCGUCAUUUGAUAGUGUUUUUUUCACAAGGUAUAGAAAUGUCCCUUUUCUUGAAUCAUAUGUAACGUUUUUUAAAAGAACGUUUGAAAGAUACUUGCUUAGUUUCUUGUUGAAAGAAUGAUGCAAACAUGUGUUAUAAAUUAUAACAACAUAGGCACAUACGAUAAAAACAACCAUAGACUUCGCCCUCCUCGGAUAAGUAUAUCCAAUAAUUCAACCAUGCUAGAAAUUCUUAUCUUGCCCACGGGCGAGGAUAACAUGCCGGUAUGGAACUCCUUUUUAACGGUCACCACCUUGUAAUUACCUCCCUUGUUGAAGACAGUCGUCUGUUACAUCAUAGAAACCUUGUCUUGUAGCAAUAUUUAGAAUGCUAAUUAACUAUUUCUCGCUUCAAAUGUCACCACAAAAAGGUUUUCACGCAUAUUUCAAGAAAUAAUGCUCCACUCUCCUCCGAACUAUUGGACUUGUAACAUGUAAUCUGAAUCACUGCGAGCAUAUCCAUGACAACCAAGUUUUGUUUAACUGGGGUGGGAGAAAAAGCAUCUACCAUAGCCGCUCGUGUAAGAUAGGUUCAUCCCGACCCUCGCACAGGGUGUGUUUUAAACAUCGUUUCCGAAAAACACCCUACGCUCGGAUUGAAGAUAUUUAUAAUAUUUCCCAUUUGGCCCCCUCUAUUAGAAGUCACCUUCUGCCCCAUUUAUCAAGAGUUAUAUGGUGUAUUUUGUUCCCCUUGAUCAACAGUUAUCCUUUCCAAUUAAUCCCUUUAAUCAACUGUUAUCUUUUCCCUUUGGUCCCCUUUAUUAACUGUUAUAUUUUACCUUUUGGCCACUUUAUUAACUGUUAUCAUUACCAUUUGGCCCCUAAUCAAAAGCUGUCUUUUAUAUAUGCCCCCACCCUUUAUCAAGAGUAAUCUUUUUAAUUUGGCCCCCUUUUUCAAGAGAUAUCUUUUAUAUUCGACUGCUUUUAUCAAGAAUUAUCUUUUCAUCAAUUUUUAUUUAUCAGAAAUGAUCUUGUCCAUUUGGCCCCCUUUUUCAAGACUUACCUUUUCCAUUUUGCCCCCCCCCCUUUAUCAAUAAAUGCUAUUUUUUCUAUGUGGUCCCCUUUAUCAAGAGUUAUCAUACAUAUUUUAUUUUACCUCCCCCCUUUAUCAAAAGUCGUCUUUUUCAUUUGGUCCCCUUUAUCAAGAUUUAUCAUUUAUAUUUGCCAGCCCUUAUCAAGAGUUUUUUUUUUUCAUUUGGUCCCUCUGUAUCAAGAGUUAUCAUUUAUAAUUGCCCCCCCCCCCACUUUAAUCAAUAGUUGUCUUUUCCAUUUGGCCCCUUUAUCAAGAGUUAUCAUUUAUGAUUGCCCCCUUUUAUCAAGAGUUUCAAGAAUGCAACUGUCCAUUUGUCAAGAGUGAAACGUUCAGUGGAACAGCCAUACAUUUGACUUUGAUUAUCUUAUAAAUGAAUCACUCUGAUGUAACAAAGACGCCAUUUGCAAUACUUGUUUUUGAUAUUGAUAUGUUUUAUUUACGUUAUUGACUGUAUGAUCUAUGUGUAUUCUUGAUUAAGUAAUAACCAUAAUGCUUGUAAAGAAGUUUUAUCGUUUUGAACGUAUUAUGAAAAAUAGUUAUCAUUACUUAUUUAUUUGAGUUUUACCUGUUUAUUAUUUGGAUUCUACAUAAUCAAUACAAUGCAUGUGAUACCCACGUUGGUAUUCACCAUUGGUUUCAAUAACAUCCCAAGGCUGACAUGGGACAUUUAUAACAAUACAAAACUUUCAGAUAGAGAUAUGAUAAAUUGAACGAUUGAACUACCUCUCUUUCCUAGUUUCAUAACUACAUUCAGAUAUCAUAGAAUAACAAUAGUGUGUUUUAAGAUUACAUCUACAGUAUGUAUCAUUGGAGGAAAGGAAACAAGCGAAAGCUUGUAUAACAUGCUGUCUGCUAUAUACAUUUUUCCAUAAUUGAAUUCAUGACGAAAAACUUUAUGAAAAACUGAAAGAAAUCAGUAUGUACACGUUUCAUUGAAAUUCACUUAUAAGGAAUAUCUCUGUAUAUACACAAACCUUUUUUAUUCAUAUCAGUUGUAGUAUUCCCAUGUAAAUAAGUACAUUGUUCAUUUAUUCAAUUGAUAAGACGGUACAUGUACGUACCGAACAUUAUAUGAUGUUUUGUAUUUUGCUUUGUAUAACUUGUGUAUAUAGUUAUUGGAUGAGUUAUUAAUUUCUUAAAGUGAAAGACGCAUUGUUUUAUUGGUAAAGAAUUGAAUUUAUAACAAAAAAAAAUCAUGAAAAACAUGACACCAUUUGUAUUUUGCUCUGUUUAUUUUGUUUAUAUAGUUAUUGGAUGAGUUAUUAAUUUCUUAAACUGACAGACGCAUUGUUUUAUUGAUAAAGAAUUGAAUUUAUAACAAGAAACUUCAUGAAAAACAUAAAUGAAUCAGUAUGUGAACGUUUCCUGAAAUUUCCUUUUAUGGAAAUUUCUGCAUAUUAAUUUAAACCUUGGUUAUUCAUAUCAGUUGUAGUAUUCCCAUGUAAAUAAGUACAUUGUUCAUAUGUUCAACUGAUUAGACGGUACAUGAAGGUACUGAUCAUUGUAUGAUGUUUUGUUUUUUGCUUUGUACAAGUUUUGAACAUAGUUAUUGGAUGAGAUAUUGUUUUGUUAAAGGGAAAGACGCCUGAACAAAUGAAGUUGACGGUACAAGAACGUGCGUUAAAUCUUUUUGCUUUUCCAUUGUAAUGAGUAUAGUGUUGAUGUAUUGAAAAUAUAAAACGUCACAUGAAAGAAGGAUAAUGGUGUCUGUAAUUCAUUUACAUUUCGUAAGUUAAUUACUAUACUGUUCAAUUACUGAACGCAGUCGACGUUACAUCAAUGUAAAUUGAUUGACACAAUAGGUGGCUGAUAUGUAUUUGCUUUCCCAAAUUGUAAUUAUUGUAUUUUUCAAUUACUGAGCUAAAUAGACGGAACAUGAACGUUAGGUAAUGGUGUAUGCAAUUCAUUUACCUUUCCAAUGUUCAUUUCUAUUUUGUUCAACUUGUUGAACUUAGUAGAUAUAACAUUGCAGUCCAUUUAUGGUGUCUGUAAUUCAUUUACUUUUCAAUGGUUAAUUCCUAUAUUGUUAAGUUUAUAAACUUAGCAGAUGGAACAUUAACGUAAGUUAAUGGUGUCUGCAGUUUAUUAAAUAUUCGCAUAUUAAUUACGAUAUUGUUCACUUAUUGAAAUAAGAAGACGUAAUAUUAACGUAGGCUUAUGGUGUCUGCAAUUUGUUAACUUUUAUAAGUUAAUUACGAUAUUGUUCAAUUACUGAACGUAGUAGAUGGAACAUUAACGUAAGUUAAUGGUGUCUGCAAUUUGUUUUUCCAUAUUACUUACGAUAUUGUUCACUUAUUGAACAAAGUAGACGUAAUAUUAACGUAGGCUUAUGUUGUCUGCAAUUUAUUAACUUUGAAUAAGUUAAUUACGAUAUUGUUAACUUAUUGAAAUAAGAAGACGUAAUAUUAACGUAGGCUUAUGGUGUCUGCAAUUUAUUUACUUUUCAUAAUUAUUGCGUUUCGACUUGAGGGUGUUUUAAAAAAAGGCAAAGGUUUUGUAUUUCGAAAUAUGGCCAAAUUUUAACUGUCUAGGUCGCAAUCGUUUACAAGUUUCAGAAUGAUAUAAGUGCUUUUUUAUUCAGUCUUAUACAGUUUAUAAAAGAAAGAUAUAACUUUAUUGGAUAAAGUCAAAUAUUCCCAAUAGUGAAUUAAAUAUCCAUGCUUUGGAAGCUUUCAAUCACCCUUAUUGUUUAUAGAAAUGUUGUAAAAUAUAAGUGCUGCAAGCAUGCUGUGUUAGUGACCUCUGAUAUAGACACAAUUCAUGGAUGAAGAAUUUGAAGUCUAUGUAUGGACGAUGUGUAAUUAUUCCGUUUUGUAUUAAGUGGAAUAGUGAGUUUUAAAUCUGUGUAUUGAUAGUGUGUAUUUACUAUUAGUGUGAUGGUGUGUAUUAACUCAGUGUUUGGGUGGCGUGUAAUAUCUUUAUCUGUGUAUGGUGUGAAUUUGUUCUAUGUACGAAUGGUGUGUAAUAACUCUAUGUGUGAAUGGUGUGUAAUAACUCUAUGUGUGGAUGGUGUGUAAUAACUCUAUGUAUGGAUGGUGUGUAAUAACUCUAUGUAUGGAUGGUGUGUAAUAACUCUAUGUAUGGAUGGUGUGUAAUAACUCUAUGUAUGGAUGGUGUGUAAUAACUCUAUGUAUGGAUGGUGUGUAAUAACUCUAUGUUUGGAUGGUGUGUAAUAACUCUAUGUAUGGAUGGUGUGUAAUAACUCUAUGUAUGGAUGGUGUGUAAUAACUCUAUGUAUGGAUGGUGUGUAAUAACUCUAUGUAUGGAUGGUGUGUAAUAACUCUAUGUAUGGAUGGUGUGUAAUAACUCUAUGUAUGGAUGGUGUGUAAUAACUCUAUGUAUGGAUGGUGUGUAAUAACUCUAUGUAUGGAUGGUGUGUAAUAACUCUAUGUUUGAAUGGUGUGUAAUAACUCUUUGUAUUGAUAUUUUAUAAUAACUCUAUGCAUGAAUGACUUGUAAAAAUAUAUUUUUUGGAUGGUAUGUAAUAACUGUAUGUAUGGAUGGUUUAUAAUAUCUCUAUUAAGAUCGUGAUUGGUAACUCUGUAUAUGCAUGGUGUGUAAAACUAUAUGUGUGAAUAGUGAGUUCUAACUCUAUAUAAGGGAUUAUGUUUUAUCACUCUAUGUAUGGACCGUGUGUAUUAACUUGCAUGGAAUCAUUGUAAUAAUCAUAUUUUAUGGUGUGUAAUAACGCUUUUAAAUGGAUGAUGUGUAAUUAUUUUAUGCGUGGAUGCUGGGUAAUAGCUCUAUGUGUGUAUGGUGUGUAAUAUAACUAUAUGUAUGUAUUAUGCAUUCUUACUAUAUGUUUGGAAUAUGUGUAAUAACUAUUUGUAUGGAUAGUUAACAUUACCUCUAUGUUUAUAUUGUGUGUAAGAACAACUUAUAUGGAUGAUGCAUUCGAACUAAAAGUAUGGAUUGUUUGUAAUAAGUAUAUGUAUGGACGAUGUGUAGUAAAUGUAUGUAUGGAUAGUUAACAUUAACUCAAUGUUUGUAUGGUGUGUACGAACUAUGUGUUUGGAUGAUGCAUUCGAACUUUAUGUAUGGAUUGUUUGUAAUAAUCAUAUGAAUGGACGAUGUGUAGUAACUAUGUAUGGAGUGUGUGUAAUAAGUAUAUGUAUGAACGAUGUGUAGUAACUAUUCAUGGAGUGUGUGUAAUAAGUAUAUGUAUGGACGAUGUGUAGUAACUAUGUAGGGAGUGUGUGUAAUAAGUAUAUGUAUGGACGAUGUGUAGUAACUUUUUAGGGAGUGUAUGUAAUAAGUAUAUGUAAGGACGAUGUGUAGUAACUAUGUAGGGAGUGUGUGUAAUAAGUAUAUAUAUGGACGAUGUGUAGUAACUUUUUAGGGAGUGUGUGUAAUAAGUAUAUGUAAGGACGAUGUGAAGUAACUAUGUAGGAAGUGUGUGUAAUAAGUAUAUGUAUGGACGGUGUGUAGUAACUAUGUAUGGAGUGUGUGUAAUAAGUAUAUGUAUGGACGAUGUGUAGUAACUAUGUAGGGAGUGUGUGUAAUAAUCAUAUGUAUGGACGAUGGGUAGUAACUAUGUAUGGAGUGUGUGUAAUAAGUAUAUGUACGGACGAUGUGUAGUAACUAUGUAGGGCGUGUGUGUAAUAAGUAUAUGUAUGGACGAUCUGUAGUAACUAUGUAGGGAGUGUGUGUAAUAAGUAUAUGUACGGACGAUCUGUAGUAACUAUGUAGGGAGUGUGUGUAAUAAGUAUAUGUACGGACGAUGUGUAGUAACUAUGUAGGGAGUGUGUGUAAUAAGUAUAUGUAAGGACGAUCUGUAGUAACUAUGUAUGGAGUGUGUGUAAUAAGUAUAUGUACGGACGAUGUGUAGUAACUAUGUAUGGAGUGUGUGUAAUAAGUAUAUGUAAGGACGAUGUGUAGUAACUAUGUAUGGAGUGUGUGUAUUAAGUAUAUGUACGGACGAUGCGAAGUAACUAUGUAUGGUGUGUGUGUAAUAAGUAUAUUUAAGGACGAUCUGUAGUAACUAUGUAUGGAGUGUGUGUAAUAAGUAUAUGUACGGACGAUCUGUAGUAACUAUGUAGGGAGUGUGUGUAAUAAGUAUAUGUACGGACGAUGUGUAGUAACUAUGUAGGGCGUGUGUGUAAUAAGUAUAUGUACGGACGAUCUGUAGUAGCUAUGUAUGGAGUGGUUGUAAUAAGUAUAUGUAAGGACGAUGUGUAGUAACUAUGUAGGGCGUGUGCGUAAUAAGUAUAUGUACGGACGAUGUGUAGUAACUAUUCAUGGAGUGUGUGUAAUAAGUAUAUGUAAGGACGAUGUGAAGUAACUAUGUAUGGAGUGUGUGUAAUAAGUAUAUGUACGGACGAUGUGAAGUAACUAAGUAGGGAGUGUGUGUAAUAAGUAUAUGUACGGACGAUGUGAUGUAACUAUGUAUGGAGUGUGUGUAAUAAGUAUAUGUAAGGACGAUGUGUAGUAACUAUGUAGGGCGUGUGCGUAAUAAGUAUAUGUACGGACGAUGUGAAGUAACUAUUCAUGGAGUUUGUGUACUAAUAUGGCAAUACAGUGGAGUCGUAUUGUUACUGUAAAAUGAACACAUCUAGUGCUGUUCAUUAAUAACUAUAUUUUGAUUAAAAUUUCAGCCAAUAAUUGAAUAAAUGUGUGUAUGAUAUAUAUAUAUAUUGUUUUAAGAGAUUGAACAAAUGUGUUUAUAUAGUGUGUUUUGCUACUAGAGAUUGAGUCAAUGUGUGUAUUUGAUAUACAUUGCUAUGAUAGAUUGAAUAAAUGUCUGUGAAUGA